GACCCGUUCGAAAGGCGGUAGCUACAAUUUCCCUGAAACCGUGAACUACACUGAAAGCGUUUCGUUUCCAUGGAAACAGGUCAAUCCCAAAACCAGCAUACAACAGAAACAAUUUGACCAAGUGGAAAAGAAAAGAAACAUGAGAAGUAUCAUUGCUGAAGAUCCAAACUGGUGCUUGGAUUUGGUUCCCAGUUUAUCCAGCAUAUGUCUGCAGUGCAUUGUGAACACCAUUGAAGAAACGCAAAUAUUUGAAAAACUCACACCCGACCAGAAAGAUUUAAUCCAGGAACGGCUGCCUCCUUCCCUGCCUCUGCAUGAGACUGCCAACCUGGUCCCUGAUGGUGUUUAUUGGAAGCGGUGCUGCGAGCUGAGGUGGAACAUCUGUGACGUCUCUCUGUACGGCCACAGCUGGAAACGAAUGUUCUUCGAGAGGCACUUAGAGAACAUGAUUGAACUUUUUAUCCCAGAUUUAACAGAGCCAAAGACAGUUCUCGAUGUGCUCCCUCUUUGUAAAAAUUAUGUCAGGAGGUUGAACAUCUCACAGCUGUUGUUGCCUGUAAAGAAGUCUCAGAAGAGGAAGGAGGAUAAGCCUCAUGAAUCAGAUGUGGUAGUUAAUGAUGAAGAAAAUGAGGCCUCUAUGGACCACUUUGACUUUAGGCCUGUCUUGGGCGAGCUGCUAAACCUGGAAGAGCUCCAUUUGGUGUAUAGAAUCAAAAAAUGUGGGAUGAACUUUGAAUGGUCAAUGUUUGAAAUAACUGACAGAGACUGUAAAUACCUCGCCAUGGCUCUUAAGUCCUGUAAAACUCUGAAGCUUCUGAGGCUUCGUCAUAGCCAUGUUGAGGAUAAAAAGUGUCGCCUGCUGGUAAGAUGCUUGCUGGACCAUCCUUCCCUGAAAGAGCUUGACUUAGCUCACAACGUGAUCGGAGACAGUGGGGCCAAAGUGCUUGGCGAGCUUCUCACCAAAACCAAACUGGAGAAACUCAACAUGUGCAACAACAAAAUCAGUGAGGUUGGUGCCAAAGCCAUAGCCCAUGCUUUGACAAACAAUUUCACUCUUUGGUCCCUCAACCUGCGUCUAAACCAGGUGAGGGAUGAAGGGGGCCAGGCCAUUGUCGAGGCCUUACAGAACAACACGACUCUGAGUCACCUGCACCUGGGAGGCAAUGAUGUGACCUGGAUAACUGCUGUUGCACUUUCUAAAGUGCUGGUAAAGAAUACAACACUGAAGAGCGUCAAUCUGUCCUGCAACGAGCUUGGAGAGGCCGGAGGUAAAGCUUUGGCAGAGGCAAUGUCUCACAACAGCACUCUAACAGAAUGUGAUAUCCGCCAGACAGACGUUGAUGAGGAGAGUGCUGCCUCCAUUGACAAGGCGGUGUGGGCCAAUCAGAGUGCAGAGUGGGACCAGCAAGCCAAGCAGAGAACUAGAAACCCCAUUAGUCCUUAAUAUAAACCUGCAUUUAUCAGCUA
Molecule: messenger RNA, 1467 nt
Organism: Girardinichthys multiradiatus
Lineage: Eukaryota; Metazoa; Chordata; Actinopteri; Cyprinodontiformes; Goodeidae
Gene: drc5
Product: t-complex-associated-testis-expressed 1
Exons: 5
Coding region: 140-1444 (434 amino acids)
Molecular function (GO): protein binding
Source: RefSeq, a predicted model, not a curated record